Molecule: messenger RNA, 675 nt
Organism: Sinocyclocheilus grahami
Lineage: Eukaryota; Metazoa; Chordata; Actinopteri; Cypriniformes; Cyprinidae
Product: NADH dehydrogenase [ubiquinone] 1 beta subcomplex subunit 3-like
Exons: 3
Coding region: 218-496 (92 amino acids)
Biological process (GO): mitochondrial respiratory chain complex I assembly; electron transport chain
Cellular component (GO): mitochondrion; respiratory chain complex I
Source: RefSeq, a predicted model, not a curated record
AGCUCAAAUCUUUUCUGAACGGUUGAAUAACGGAUUGUUGUAAUAGCGACUCAACAUUUUUAUACACACGUGUACAAUAUGUAUACCCGUUUCAUUUAACUUCGUAUUUAUUUCGAAAGCGCAGUGACGCUCACUAGUCACAGGAAGUAGAAACUGAACUUCCGGGAUUGGCUGCGCGUUCAUAUUGGAGGUCACUGCUGUAAAAUAAAAAGCAGUCAUGGGUGGGGAUCACGGACAUGGCAAAUUGUCCAUGCCAGACUACAAAGUGUGGAAAUGGGAAGGAACGCCGCUGGAAAUGACCCAGCAGAGGCUUGCUCGAAGAGGUCUCCGGGACCCCUGGGCUCGGAAUGAGGCGUGGAGAUAUACGGGCAGCUUUGGCGUCCCAGUUACCUUCCGAAAUGUUCUCCUCCGUGGAUUUAAGACAGGAUUCGCAGCAUUUGCAGUGGCACUGGCAGUGGAGUAUGCUUUCUUCCCUCCAAAGAAGUCCGAGCACUAAUAGCGUGGCUGAAGCUCAGUAGAGCCAGUCGCUGCCGGACUCUGUGUUUCCUGCAGGUUUUAAGCCUGUUGUUGUCUAUCCAUGAAGACGUUAGCCCGUGAAAGGCUUCCUAAUACCUGUGCUCAUUCAUGGUUAUGUUUCCUUUGACCAUUCUGUAAAAUAAAUAUAAAUUAAUUGAA